AUGCCUGGAUAUUGCCCCCAGCCCGACGUCCGAACACCACCGCUUUCCAUCGAGACUACGAACGGCUUCUUCAAACCACGACUCAGAGGUUUGAGGCUCUACAGCCCGGCCGAGAAUGUAACGAUGGACUUCUACUCACGAGCAACAAACGAUGGACCCGUACAUGCUUUUGUUAACCCUUUCGUCGAAUUGAACGCUGGUUUGUGGAGUUUAUUUGCUGGUGCGACCGUUUUCCUCGCACUGCGCCUUUGGUGUAAGAUCACAAGACGACACGGACUGUGGUACGACGAUUACAUUCUUGUGAUAUCUUGGACCCUUUUGCUGGCCAACAACAUUUUGAUUGUUUACGAAUUCGCGACCGGCUAUGUACUCAAGGACUCCUCAGAACAAUGGGAUGACCGCAUGCACAUCCUCAUCAACAUCUCAUCUUGCGGCACUCUCAUCGGACAAGCAUGGACCAAGUCAGCUUUCGGCGUCACACUCAUCCGAAUGAGCAACCAAUGGCAGCGAUGGAUUCUCUAUUUCUGUAUCGUCACGAUGAACGUGUACAUGAUCGCCAAGGUUGUCGUUCAGUGGGGAAAAGUUUGCGGUAGCAAGAGUUACGACGGCGACUACCGACUGAAUUUCUGCCUCGAAAAGAAAUUCCGCGACGACUUCAAGGAGGGCGGAAACGUUUACAACAUCAUCAUGGACUUCGUCUUUGCGUGCUUCCCCUGGUUGAUCACCCGAUCGCUGGAAAUGAGACGCGCUGAGAAGGUUGGCCUAUGUAUCACGAUGAGUUUAGGAAUGAUUGUCGCCAUUGUUGCCGCCAUCAGAGUAAGCUGGAAAGAUGAGGGUAACGGUCGUGAUCAGUGGUAUAUCUGGCGCAAUGGCCUGUCCCAAGUCUGGUACUCGUCGGAAAUUACCGGCACCAUCAUCGUUCAGUGCAUCCCCAUUCUGCGCCCAAUCCUCAGGGAAAUCCACACGUCCCUAACCUCCAAGAGACUGGAGUCUACCGCCGGAGGCCAGAGCACAACCUUUGGAAGCAAGCUCAGCAGUGGCAAGCGGAUAUCGACGGGCGUGAUGCAAAACGACAAGCAAGGAAACGAGCGGAUCGCGCUCCGCGAGAUCCCCGAGGAGCCCGCCGACGACUCACCGUACUGGAAGCAGGAUCCCGCCCGCUCGUCCGACUCGACGACAUCGCCGUCCGAGACCGACUUUAAGCCGCGCCCGCCCACCGCACCGCUGCCCGACAUGUGGCCGCUAUCAGGAAACGAGAGUGCAGAUCUCAACGGAUCUCACUCCGGCAAGAGCUUGGAUUUCGAGCACGACCCUCACAACAUCUCCCAUUUAGAUGUCGAGCAAGGGCAUGUUCAGCAAGGGUUAUCGCCGCCACCGCCUCGCAGGUUUCCUUAG
Molecule: messenger RNA, 1395 nt
Organism: Colletotrichum lupini
Lineage: Eukaryota; Fungi; Ascomycota; Sordariomycetes; Glomerellales; Glomerellaceae
Exons: 7
Coding region: 1-1395 (464 amino acids)
Source: RefSeq, a predicted model, not a curated record